Molecule: messenger RNA, 1815 nt
Organism: Diachasmimorpha longicaudata
Lineage: Eukaryota; Metazoa; Arthropoda; Insecta; Hymenoptera; Braconidae
Product: proclotting enzyme-like
Exons: 6
Coding region: 391-1812 (473 amino acids)
Biological process (GO): proteolysis
Molecular function (GO): serine-type endopeptidase activity
Source: RefSeq, a predicted model, not a curated record
UUCGUUCUUAAUUUUAUGUUUUGGGACAAUCUCAAAAAAUUGGAAACUCAAAAUUGUCACGGUGCAAAAAUUGUCCUAACUUGCGGUACCUGAUCGCAAAUUCCUGCAAUGCAAUUGUCAUCGAACGAUCGAAGUAUCAGUGAAAUCAGCUAUCCUGGCAAGAUGAGGCCGAAGACAAUGGAGAAUAAAUGCUCGAAAAGAAGAAGAACCUGACGGGUGGCGUAUGGGAGGGGUGAGCCCGUUAUAAGAUCGGUGGCCGUCAGGUGGACGGUUUAGUCCGCGAAGAACCAGGAACCCAAGGGCAUCGUGAACACCAAAAAAUACCGUUUUGUUUUCGUUGUUCAAUAUUUCGGGCCCAAUUGACAUUGUUUCGUGAUCGACGAAUUUGAAAUGGUGACGAGAGAGUACCUUCUCGGUCUUUUGUUACUGUUCGGGUGUUCACCCGGGAGGUUUGCCCAAGAGGAUGAUGACACUGUCUCCAUUGAAGCUGCAGAACCUCCCUUACAGGAGCGCACAGGGUCAGCUCGCAAUAUCGAUUGGAUGCAGAAAUCAGCACCGGGGGGUGUCUGUCUGACGUCAAAAGGCGAAGUUGGCCAGUGCACAACGUUCAAGGACUGCUAUCCCUACUUCAAAAUUCCCAAUCUAGGAUCAUUGGAUGGAUGGGUCCUGGGGGUCUACGAUACAUGCAGUUAUACGCGUGAGGAUGGACGUAUGGGGUUCGGUGUUUGCUGUUCAAUGGAUCCAGCGACCUCACCAAAGCCUGCUGGAGAUAAUGGGCCAAUUGUUGAGGACCCACAGGAUGUUGAAGACACUAACAACAAAAAAGACUCGCCGGUCACUUGGCCCCCAGCUCUACCAACUCAUCCUCCCCAUCAUACAAUUCCCCCUCUCCCCACCCACCCGCCAUUAUCAAGCCCUGGAGGGAUUACAUCACGUCCACCAUCCGUGUCCACCACCAGAAAACCAGCGGCCACGACCUGGCCGACGAAAAAGCCUGCCUGGUGGCCAGGAGCUGCCACCCCCAAACCUCUCGUCACUACAACUUCUAUGAGCCUCAGCUCGUCCGAAUGUGGGGCCAAAAAUGGAAAACAAGAUCAGGACAGGAUUGUCGGUGGACAGAAUGCUGAUCCUGGCGAGUGGCCUUGGAUAGCUGCUCUGUUCAAUGCUGGAAGACAGGUCUGCGGGGGAUCUCUGAUUGAUGACAAGCAUAUUCUAACAGCUGCUCAUUGUGUUGCUCAUAUGAAUUCCUGGGACGUUGCACGACUCACCGUUCGUCUUGGCGACUACAACAUCAAGACUAAUACGGAAAUUCAACACGUCGAGAGACGUGUGAAGAGAGUCGUUAGGCACAAAGGAUUUGAUCCUAGAACUCUUUACAAUGAUGUGGCGAUUCUGACUCUCAAUGAACCCAUUGAGUUCUCAGAGAUGAUUCGACCUAUUUGUCUUCCUGGUGGCUCUCAACUUUAUGUAGGGAAGACUGCAACGGUCAUCGGAUGGGGGUCGCUCAGAGAAAGUGGCCCUCAACCAGCUGUUCUUCAGGAAGUCGCUAUUCCAGUCUGGCCUAAUAGUGAAUGUAAACAGAAGUACGGAACUGCUGCACCGGGGGGUAUCGUUGACAGCUUCCUUUGCGCUGGAAGAGCAGCUAAGGAUUCUUGUUCUGGCGAUUCCGGAGGGCCAUUGAUGGUCAAUGACGGCAGAUGGACGCAAGUAGGAAUUGUCAGUUGGGGAAUUGGAUGUGGUAAAGGACAAUACCCAGGUGUCUACACGAGAGUCACCCACUUCCUACCCUGGAUUUACAAGAAUCUCAAAUAAUUU